AUGGCAUCUCAAGAGCCCGCCUACGUUGCAAUCGCCCAGCGCAAGCAAGAUGCAUUAGCCGCUGCUAUUCCCGCUGAAUGGCGAUUGCCAGCGCAUCUCAUUCCGGCGGGGAUGCUCUCACCCGCCGAGUCCAUCACGGAAGGACCGAAGCAGUACGGGAGAGUCAAUGUCACGGAGAUCCCACGCACUUGUGGCAUCCUCAGUGCCAAGGAACUGGAGAUUACAGAGAAGUAUGAUGUGCGCGGGCUUGUGGCUGCUAUGACUGAAGGCAGGUUGAAGGCUGAAGAGGUGAUUCGAGGCUUUUGCAAGAGAGCAGCCAUUGCCCAUCAACUUACCCGCUGCAUCACCGAGCCUCUCUUCGACCGAGCCCUCCGCCAAGCAAAGGAACUGGACGAUCACCUCCAGCGAACCGGUCGCCCGUUCGGCCCUUUACACGGUCUGCCUGUGUCUGUGAAGGACACGUUUUGCGUGGAAGGAGUGGACACAAGCAUCGGUCUCUCUGCCCUGGCAUUCAAGCCUGCCCGCAAGAAUGCCGACUUGGUCGAUCUGCUCCAGUCUCUCGGUGCGGUCAUCAUCGCCAAGACCAACAUCCCACAAACCCUCGCUACGCUGGACAGCUGUAACCAUCUCUUCGGUCGCACGCUGAACCCACUGAACCGUCAAUGGACGGCAGGGGGCAGCACUGGCGGCGAGGGAGCGCUACUUGCGAUGCAUGGGUCCAUGGUUGGCUUUGGCACUGAUAUUGGUGGCAGUAUCCGCAUUCCUGCGAUGUGCCAGGGUCUCUACGGCUUCAAGCCGAGUGAUGGACGUGUCCCAUACGGGGGCCAGGAGAGUGGACAGGUCGAGGGCAAGGGUCGGAUCUCUCUACAGCCCGUGGCUGGUCCAUUGGCGCGCUCUGUAGCAGACAUUGCGGCCGUUAUGGCCGAGAUUGUGCCGCGCGCUGAGCUUUUCGGAGAAGACUGUAUCCCAGGAUACUGGCCUACUCCCUCAGUCCCAGCCUCUCUUGCCCCGCCACGCAACUUCACUGUCGGCAUCCUCAAGACAGAUGGGUUGGUCACUCCCUUGCCGCCGAUUACCCGUAUCCUUGACGAAGUGGCCAACCACCUGCGCCGGACACCCGGCGUGGAAGUUGUGGAGAUCCCUUUUCCCGCAGUUUUGCCAAAGUGCCAAGCUCUGGCAGGUCGGCUCAUGGGCGUUGACGGUGGUUCCAACAUGCUCGACUUGAUUGAGAGCAAGGGUGAGCCCCUGACGCCCUGGCUACAGGGUCGCAUGAAGCGUGGCAAAGCUUUGACUAUCAAUCAGCUGGCGCAGCUGCAGGCCCAGCGUGCCCAGGUUGAGAGGGAGAUGAUGAAGAUGUGGACUCUUUUUUCGUCGUUCAGGACCCGUCAGGUAGAUGCGAUCGUCUGUCCCAUCGCACCGCACCCGGUUCCCCAGAUGGAUCAGUAUAAUGCUGUUGGAUAUACCUCUACAUUCGUGCUGCUCGACUAUCCUGCAGGUAUUGUACCUGUGCGGCCUUUUGUGGAGUCAGAUCUUGAGCUUGGUCGUGAGAUGAAAGAUCCCGUGCUAGGAAGCUGGGAUAAGGCCAAUCGUCUGCUAUGGGACGAGAAAACGGUUGAUCGCCGAGUAUACUUGGAUUCGCCGCUUAGUGUGCAGGUCGUGACACCAAAGCAGCAUGACUACGAGCUUUUCCAGGCGAUGGAGAUUAUUGACCGUGCGGUGCAAGGCCGCGUAGGAUCUACUCCAGCGAAGCUGUAG
Penicillium daleae is the source of this 1755-nucleotide messenger RNA. RefSeq names its product putative general amidase. The transcript has 3 exons. Bases 1 to 1755 code for a protein of 584 amino acids. The record is from RefSeq and is a predicted model, not a curated record. NCBI's taxonomy places the organism in Eukaryota, Fungi, Ascomycota, Eurotiomycetes, Eurotiales, Aspergillaceae.